This is a messenger RNA of Ilyonectria robusta, 1905 nucleotides long. RefSeq lists its product as uncharacterized. NCBI's taxonomy places the organism in Eukaryota, Fungi, Ascomycota, Sordariomycetes, Hypocreales, Nectriaceae. The coding region runs from base 1 to 1905 and encodes 634 amino acids. Gene Ontology annotation, molecular function: oxidoreductase activity, acting on the CH-OH group of donors, NAD or NADP as acceptor. The record is from RefSeq and is a predicted model, not a curated record. The transcript is spliced from 5 exons.
AUGGCAUCGAUACGCGGGCUCGUAACGGCGUUGCUGCUGGUUCAGCAAACGCUCGCCCAGAGCUUCACAAUCUCCAAUGGCCAGAUCUUCACACCCGGCUUCGUCGUUCUCGACGCUCCUCAGCCCAAUACUCCCCUGGGAGGGGACACUCUGCAUGUAGCUAUAGAUGUGACUGCCAACGGCAAGCUGGCCCUGCCGCCCCACGGCGAGAAUGACCCCAGCCAGAUAUUCAACGUCACAAUGUUCCUCUACAGCUACACCACGGGUCGCAACUUCACCAUCUCCAACGGCACCGCCAGCGCCAACAAUGCCAGUCUCGGUGAGAUCAUGACUCAGGAACCGGGCAGCACGGUCAAGCACAUCAACUGGGUGUGGCCGGAUUGCCUAGUGGGCAAUGGCGUCCCCGACGGCGACAACAGCGACAGGGGCACAUACAAUAUCUCGAUCCGGCAGAACUUUCGGCUGAACGGGGAGGACCACUACACCAUCUUCGAUGUGCCGAUCGCUGUGACCAACAGCAUCGAGGAGAAAGACGACCGACCGACAUGCGAUUCGCUGACGAACGAGCUGCUGUCGUAUGAAGAGAUUGACGCGGAGACGGCGAACAAAGUAGGUGUACUUUUUGCGCCUGGCGAUGCGACUGAGGUGGAGACGCCGACGGAGACGGAGAUAGAGACUGCGACAGUGACGUCGAAGGAGACAGGAACGUCGAUGGAAACAGUCAACUAUAGCACAGACUGCCGCAGGUCAAUUGCCAGCAUGCCGAUGCACCAGGGCCUUAUCCCACGCGAGGGCUUCUGCGCCGAUGUUCUCGUCCGACUCAUCCGCCAGACUGCCUUGAACCCGGCCUUCCUGCUCCCCCUCGUUCUCCUCGCUCGCUUCACCAAGAAGGGUGAAAACCUCUCAAUCCUCCACCCCUCGGCGACUCGCCGUCUCAAGACGCUCUUCUGGCUGUCAAUCGCCCGGUGGCUCAACGGCUGGGUGUCGGAGAAGGUUCGCAACAACUGGGUCAGUGACGUGUAUGACUGGUCCAAGGAGAUUGUCUUGGUGACGGGCGGCGCCGGAGGUAUCGGAGGGCAAAUCGUGAAGUUGCUGGAGGAGCAUGGCGUAACUGUGGUAGUGCUCGAUAUUCAACCCAUGUCCUUUACCGUCUCGUCCAAAGUACACCAUUUCGAGUGCGAUAUUCGAUCACCCGAGAAGUUGGAAGAGGUGGCGGAAAGGAUCAGAAGUCAAGUCGGACACCCGACCGUAGUCAUCAAUAACGCCGGAGUUGCCCGGGGUAAGACGGUCCUGGAGGCUCAACCGAGUGAUAUCCGAUUCACCUUUGAUGUCAACACGCUGGCACCUUACUGGACAGCCAAGACGUUCCUCCCCAACAUGGUUACUAAUAACCACGGGAUGAUUGUCACGGUUUCAUCCUAUGCGGCGUGGCUGACAAUUCCUAACAUGGUCGACUACGGGGCGUCUAAGGCGGGUGCCCUGGCCUUUCACGAAGGAUUGUCUGCCGAGUUGACGACUCGAUACAAGGCUCCCAAGGUCCGCACGGUCGUAGUGCAUCCGGGUCACACCAGGACGGCGCUCUUCGCCGGCUACGACCAACAGACCGGGUUCUUGAUGCCCCAACUGGAGCCCGAAUCGGUGGCCGAUGCUGUGGUCAAGCAGGUCCUGAGUGGACGAAGCGGGCAGGUGGUGCUCCCGGGGACCGGAACGAUCCUGACAGCUCUCCGGGCCAUGCCGGACUGGUAUUCGAUCCGUCUGAGGGCCAAGGCAGAAGUGGCCAUGACAAACUUCAGGGGUCGGCAGGUGAUUGAGGAUGUGGAUGCAUCUUACUGCGAGGAUGCUCAAGGUGCUAAGAGGGGCCAUAUUGACACGAGCGAGAGUACGGUGUUGGUCUCGGACGAGUAG